Molecule: messenger RNA, 5490 nt
Organism: Malus domestica (apple)
Lineage: Eukaryota; Viridiplantae; Streptophyta; Magnoliopsida; Rosales; Rosaceae
Source: RefSeq, a predicted model, not a curated record
UUUCUCCUCUUCACAUCAUCUCCAUUCUCUCCUCUUCCCCUCUUCCAAAUAAAAAACUGAAGCAAUCACCAUUUCUCGAUAAUUGCAUCACCUGGGCCUUUACCAUCGUCGUUGUCUUCAACAUUAAUUGUCUCUCUGUCUGCAACUUCUGUCUUCUCUCUAUUUGCAAUUUUAAUCAGCUUCAACGUCAUCGUUUCACGAUUCGAUGACAGGUGUUGAGAGGCAGCGGAUCCAAGAUAUUGUCAACAUCUUGGACUUGGGACUUGGGAUAGAAGGAGAAGGAGUCGAAGAGGCUUUCAAGUUGGGAACUAAAAUGGCUUAUUAAAGAAGGUUAGGAAGACGGGGUUUGUGGACUAGAGGUCGUUUUGGUGAAUUGAUGAUGGUUUGAGUUAAGUGAUGUCGUCGAGGAGAGGAGUGGGAAAAGAUUAGCCGAGUGGGAGGUGGGAGAGGAAGGAGAGACUAGGUCACUUAGAGAAACAAGUCCAAUCCAACGAGUGCGAUUGGAUUGAAGAUUGUUGAUCAUUCCAUUUUAGAAACGGGUUGGUUCGAGGCCCCGUGAUUUUAAAGAUUUAGACCCGGCUUCGCCAUGUAAAUACCACCACCCCGCCCCGCCCCGCCCCACCUCGCCCCAUUUCUUCUAUAAAAAAAUAAGACCCGCCCCAUACCCGCGUAUACCAGUCCUGACCCGUAGGUCCUUGACCUGUUUGCCCGCCCCUACUUUUAACCCUUCCAAACGCAAUACCAAACAGAUCCUUAACUCACAGGCCUACUAAUUUCAUGGGCCAGGGAUGGAUUUGGGCCAUGGAAUUGAAAAUUCAAGACCAAUUUCAACCUGACAUCGACGACCACCAAUAGGUAGCACAGAAGACGGAGGGGUGGAAGACAGGUGGCAGAAACCCAUCUGAUGGAAUUAGAGACGUAGAGCUGAGAGAGUUGUGCUCCUAAUUUCGCGCACUAGUUCUUACCUCUCAUGGAAGAUCAACGGUGCACGGAAACUACGAGGAAACCAAAAUACACCAAACAAUAAACAUCUGAACAAGACAUGAUUAAAAGUAAAAAUAAUUAAAGUAAAUGAUAAAAAAAAAAAAAAAUUGGUCUAACCUUAAUCAACGCCGCAUUAGCUUGUCGUCUCUUUGAGUUUUCUCAGGUGGGACUCUCUGUCUUUUCUUUAAUUCACAUUUUCCUGGAUUUCCUUCGCUGCAUUUUGAUCAUGAUGAUCAACAUUUGUUCAUGUGUGUAUGAAUAGUUACGGCCCGUUUGAUGACCAUUUUGUUUUUAGGUUUCGUAUGAAUAGCUCAAGGCAUGCAGCGUGCUUGGUAACCUUUUCGUUUUUAGAUUCAUAUGUAUAGCUAAAAUGGUUUGUUUGAUAACCAUUUUGAUUUUCGUAACCAAUUGUUGAAUGAUUAUGGGAUUCUAAGUCAAGUUAUAUGCUUCUGGGUUGUUCCAUUUUCCGCUCUCUUUACAUGCUUACAUACGUUCUCUUGUAGCUAGUGUGAAGCUCGGGCAAAUUGUCUCUCACAUUUUGUUUUUGCUUUUUUUUUAUUUUUAUUUUUUAUAUUUUUUAUAUCCGAUUUUCGAAGUUCUAACCAGAUGUUCAUAAGUUUUUCUUUUCUUUUGUGUGUGUGUAUAUGAUUGCUGGUGCAACCCCAGCUUAAUCUUCAUCCCCUUUCGUUUGGAACUCGAUAGCAUUUCUCCUACGUGUUUGUUUCUUCGAGAGAUUGUUUGUUCACUUUACGCAGUUCAUUGUUAGUACCCUUACAUCAUUAACGCGUUUCUAACUCGCAGGGUUACUCUUUUUCAACAGAUGAUUAAUGUUUUUUAGCAUGAGUUUAUAGUUAAGCUCCAAAGCUAGACGCCACUCCAAGUAGCUGAUCAUGGAUUCCACAUCAAAUUACAGCAGAAAAGAAAAUGUAGGAGCCAGCAGCCCAAGUGUUCCUGCUACAGGGAAUAGUUUCGAACAAGUUGUAAAUCGUAAUGGUGAGACUGAAGGGAAGCGGAGAGCGUACUUAGUAGAGUGGUUAAAUAGUUUAGUUCCUAAUCUAGGUUUACCAACAAAUGCUUCAUACGAGGACUUGCGAUCGUGCUUGAUCGAUGGUACCGUUUUAUGUCUGAUGUUGAAUAGGCUUAGACCUGGUCUUGUUGAUAAGAAUUCGAUGUCACCCUCAGAAAAUGUUGCAAGGUUUCUGGCAGCUAUGGAUGCAUUAGGGCUGCCGAAGUUUGAUAUGUCCGACCUAGAGAAGGGGUCUAUGAAGACUGUCACAAACUGUCUUUUAACACUUAAAGCAAAACUUAUGCCAAAUGUUAUGGGAGAUGGUAUUACUAUAACUAGUCCGACGACUAAAUCUGGCAGCCAACCUUCCCGCUUCCAGCUUUCUCAAUUAUCUGUAGAUGAGAGGCGGAAGGUCCUGUCUGAGUCAAAAUUUCAGCGCGCAUUGCAUAGUCCUGUUAUGGCAGAGACAUCGCCUUCACGAAUGCAUCAUGUUGGGCAUAAGUUCCAUGAGGUGUUGCAGUUGAAGCAAGGAAGCUACGCGGAUCUUCCUGCUGCAAAAAUUUCAGAAAUGAUGAAACCGAACAGUUUAGAUCAUCUCUUGCUGCAGAACGCUCCAACGCAGUCACUUUUGAGUGUCGUAAAUGGAAUCCUCGAUGAAGGUGUUGAAAGAAAGAAUGGUGAAAUACCUCAUCGUGUGUCUUGCCUUCUGCGAAGAGUUGUCCAGGAGAUUGAGCGGCGAAUAUCAACUCAGGCGGAGCAUUUAAGAACUCAAAACAACCUUUUUAAGGCUCGUGAAGAGAAAUACCAGUCAAGAAUCAGAGUACUUGAAACACUUGCAUCCGGAACCAGUGAGGAAAGUGAGCUUAUGAUGAACCAUCUUCAGCAAAUAAAGAGUGAGAGAACCCGAAUGGAAGCAAAGAAGAAAACCGAUGGCGAGGAUGUGAAUGUGAUCAGAUUGAUGAAAGAGAGGGAUCAAGGCAACCUUGAAAUUUCAGGAUUGAAGCAAGAGUUGGAUAUAGCAAAAAAGACAUAUGACCUGCGUUGCUUGCAAAUGGAAAUGGAAGAGAAGGGUGCUAGAACGGAGCUUGAAGAGAGGAUAAAAGAACUCGAACGUCUCUUGGCAGAGUCAAGGAGUAAGGUGAAAGAGCUCCAGGCAAAUUCUGAGUCAAAACAUCAGUCUAAUAGAGCAGAACUUGAAGAGAGAGUAAAAGAACUUGAACGUUCUUUGGAAGAAUCAAGGAAUAAAGUGAAAGAACUCGAGGCAAGUUCCGAGUCCAAAUAUCAAUUUUCUAAAGUAGAGCUUGAAGGGAGAAUAAAAGAACUUGAACGCCUCUUGGCAGAUUCAAGGAAUGAGGCGAAGCAGCUUGCAACGAAUUCAGAGUCAAAAUAUAAAAGUUGGAGCAAGAAACUGCGUGAUUACGAGAACUCUAUGGACCUUCAACUUGGUUCACUAAAGGAAUUAAGAUUAUCUUCGGAGUUCAUUAAGCAAGAAGUUUUGACGGCAGAACACAGUUACGCGGUGGACUUCAAUCACUUAGGAGUGAAACUUCAAGCAUUAGCAGACGCGUCUGAGAACUAUCAUGCACUUCUCGCUGAAAACAGGAAGUUAUUUAACGAAAUUCAGGAUUUAAGAGGAAACAUCAGAGUUUACUGUCGAAUAAGACCAUUUCUUCCUGGAGAAAAAGAAAAGAAGACGUUGGUAGAACGUAUUGGUGAAAAUGGGGAACUGGUAGUUGCAGACCGCUCCAAACCAGGGAAGGAGGGUCAUCGAUUGUUCAAGUUUAACGAGGUCUAUGGUUCAGAUGCAAGUCAAGGCGAAGUAUACGCUGACACACAACCAUUGAUACGAUCUGUGCUUGAUGGAUAUAAUGUAUGUAUUUUUGCUUACGGUCAAACAGGAUCCGGGAAAACAUACACGAUGACUGGUCCUAAUGGAUCAACUAAAGAGAACUGGGGAAUCAACUACCGUGCCUUGAAUGACCUUUUCGACAUCUCUCAACGUAGAAAAAGCUCCAUUACAUAUGAAAUUCGAGUCCAAAUGGUUGAAAUAUACAACGAACAAGUGCACGAUUUGCUAUCCAGCGAUGGUGCUCAGAAGAAACUUGGGAUUAUGACUCACUCUCAACCCAACGGGCUAGCUGUGCCAGAUGCUAGCAUGCACCCCGUGGAAGCAACCUCAGAUGUAAUAAGAUUGAUGGGAAUCGGGUUUAAGAACCGAGCUGUUGGUGCCACUGCGUUAAACGAAAGAAGUAGUCGCUCUCAUAGUGUUGUUACAGUUCAUGUACGUGGGAAGGAUUUGAAGACUGGUUCCGCAUUGAUUGGUAACCUUCAUCUUGUAGAUCUCGCGGGAAGUGAAAGAGUGGACCGUUCGGAGGUAACAGGAGACAGGCUCAAGGAAGCACAACAUAUAAACAAAUCAUUGUCUUCGCUCGGAGAUGUCAUAUUUGCUCUCGCACAAAAGAGCCCUCAUGUACCUUACAGAAACAGCAAGCUCACUCAAGUCCUUCAAAGCUCUCUCGGUGGGCAAGCGAAAACGCUAAUGUUUGUGCAGCUAAAUCCCGAUGCGAGUUCAUUUUCCGAAAGUUUAAGUACUCUAAAGUUUGCUGAGAGGGUUGCCGGAGUUGAGUUGGGAGCUGCGAAAAGCAACAAAGAGGGCCGGGAUGUAAGGGAAUUAAUGGAACAGGUAGCGUCCCUCAAAGACACGAUUGCUAAGAAGGACGGCGAGAUUGAGCGAUUGCAAUUACUUGAUGGCCACAGUGAGAAGCGUGGGACGAGCUCAUUUAGGUAUGAAUCUUCGCAGCCAAGCAGAGUUUCUAGAGGUGGGAAGUGAAACCAAACACCGUUAAGUGGCGGGAUGAAGGCUUAGGGCUUAAGGCAGCUUCUGAUCCUGAAAACUGUGUUCUUGUACAGUAUCAUAAGCUCCAAAAGUCCAUGCAGGACAUUAAACAACAAAAUGAUUUUCUUCGGCAAUCAUCAAAGGUUGCCGGAAGUGAUGACAUAGGUCAGAAUAAACAUGCAGAUCAUGCUGAGUACUUGGCAUCUGGAGAUGCAGAUUCUGAGGGGAAAUUAAGUGACUUAUCUGACGGUGGUCUUUCUACUGGAACAGAAACUGAUGGCUCUGCAUGAAUUAUCCCGAAAGCACGAAAUCCGUUCCCUUGUAAAGGCCUAAAAGGAUUAGUAGGAUUCCGCGACCCUCGCUAAAACCAGGAACAACUUCUUCACCUUCGGCAUCAGGAUCAACGAGCGCUGUGAAGGUGCCAUCAGGUAUGAGAAAAAGUAGCAGUUCUUCGUCACUGAAGCCGGCUGCAAACAGUUGGAAAUAAUUAGAACUCAGUCACUACAAGAAUUUCUCCACUAAUUUUUUUGAUAUACAUGUACAGAGUUUUCUUAGUUGCAAUUUUCUGAAAAUUUUAACAGCUCCUACCCCUAGCUUUCUAAUUACUCAAACCCUUUGUUGUGUGAGCUCUACUGCAAUUAUGCAAUGUAUACAAUUAAACCAA